AUGAAUGAUCUUGAAGUUAUUGGCGGAGGUGUAAUAUUUGGCGGUGUUAUAUUCUUCUUACUAGGCAUUUUUUCAAUGAGCACCGAGUUUUUAAUUACAGCAAACAUUUUAAUUCUUCUUGGUUUGAAUCUUUACAUGCAUGUCAAACAAUUUUUCACAUUUUUAAUUCAGAAGGAUAAGUUAAAGGGAACUAUUGCAUUCUUUGCUGGAAUUGCUUUGGUAUUCUUAAAGCACCCAGUUUUUGGAAUUAUCGCGGAAUUAGUAGGUACAUACUGGCUAUUUGGCGGAUUUUUACCAGCUCUUCUUGCUUUGUUAAGCAGAGUUCCAGUUCUUUCAAUGAUUUUACCAAAAUCCUUCGGUAAAAACGAAACACUUCCUUAA
Molecule: messenger RNA, 381 nt
Organism: Trichomonas vaginalis G3
Lineage: Eukaryota; Parabasalia; Trichomonadida; Trichomonadidae
Product: vesicle-mediated transport
Exons: 1
Coding region: 1-381 (126 amino acids)
Biological process (GO): endoplasmic reticulum to Golgi vesicle-mediated transport; retrograde transport, endosome to Golgi
Source: RefSeq, a predicted model, not a curated record